GCAAGUCAUUGGCGCCAAGAUGGCGUUGGAAAUGAGGCUCCCUAAAGCUCGCAAACCUCUCAGCGAGAGCUUGAGCCGCGACUCUAAGAAACACUUGGUGGUGCCGGGGGACACGAUCACCACGGACACAGGCUUCAUGCGGGGUCAUGGGACAUACAUGGGGGAAGAGAAACUCAUUGCAUCUGUGGCCGGCUCUGUGGAGAGAGUGAACAAACUGGUCUGUGUCAAAGCCUUGAAAACCAGAUACAAUGGAGAAGUCGGAGACAUUGUAGUGGGGAGAAUCACAGAGGUUCAACAGAAGAGGUGGAAGGUGGAGACCAAUUCCAGGCUGGACUCGGUCCUGCUCCUCUCGUCCAUGAACCUGCCGGGAGGAGAGCUGAGGAGAAGGUCUGCAGAGGAUGAGCUGGCCAUGAGAGGCUUCUUACAAGAAGGCGACCUCAUCAGUGCAGAGGUCCAGGCAGUGUUCUCGGAUGGAGCUGUUUCCCUGCACACGAGGAGCCUGAAGUACGGAAAGCUAGGUCAGGGAGUUUUAGUCCAGGUCUCACCUUCCCUGGUGAAAAGACAGAAGACUCAUUUCCAUGACUUGCCAUGUGGUGCCUCGGUGAUUCUGGGUAACAACGGCUUCAUCUGGAUCUACCCGACACCUGAACACAAGGACGAGGAUGCUGGGGGCUUCCUUGCCAACCUGGAGCCGGUAGCCCUUACUGAUCGAGAGGUGAUCUCCCGGCUUCGGAACUGUAUUGUCUUGCUGGUAACCCAGAGAAUGAUGUUGUACGACACCAGCAUCCUGUACUGCUAUGAAGCCUCCCUUGCGCAUCAGAUCAAAGAUAUCUUAAAACCAGAAGUCAUGGAGGAGAUCACGCUGGAAACCCGCCAGAGGCUUUUGGACCAGGAGGGAUGAGGCCGAGAGCUGAAGGGUGGGGCUGUGCGCCUCUCUGGACCAGUUUUGGGAGUGAAAAGUCUGCCAUGUGGUCCCCAGGGAGGGUCUGACAAACACAUCACUCACCUGCAGCGGGGCUGCAGAGCCAGGCCCGUCCUCUCCUGUUCUGAGACAAAGCUAGGGGAAAGUCAAUGGUGGGUUUGGGCACUUGGGUCCCAGUACAAGGUUUUAGAUCUUUGACAGCACAGUGUCCCAGCCUGAUGACUUCUCUUGGACUAACUUGGAGAAUAUAUGACUUCCAAUCAUCACAUCAUACACUGUAAUGCCCCAUGAAACUGUCUGGUAGAAAACAUGGUGGACUGAGGCUAGAUCUCAGGGGUGGACCACUUCCUAAAUGUGCAGGCUCCCGGGUUCAAUUUCCAGCUCUACCCCAACCCUGGAAAAAAAGAAAACCAAAGACAUAACAGUGCCAGCGCUAAUGGGCUCUGUCUCCUCUAAUGCACAGUGUGCAGUGAAGGUGGUGGAGUUAGGCCAGAGUCAAGCGGCUAUGAGAAUAAAGGAGCCAGCAGCCUUUGUUGGAAUCUGA
This is a messenger RNA of Apodemus sylvaticus (European woodmouse), 1466 nucleotides long. RefSeq names its product exosome component 2 (gene Exosc2). NCBI's taxonomy places the organism in Eukaryota, Metazoa, Chordata, Mammalia, Rodentia, Muridae. The transcript is spliced from 9 exons. Bases 20 to 901 code for a protein of 293 amino acids. Gene Ontology annotation, biological process: exonucleolytic trimming to generate mature 3'-end of 5.8S rRNA from tricistronic rRNA transcript (SSU-rRNA, 5.8S rRNA, LSU-rRNA); U4 snRNA 3'-end processing; nuclear polyadenylation-dependent rRNA catabolic process. The record is from RefSeq and is a predicted model, not a curated record. Gene Ontology annotation, molecular function: RNA binding. Gene Ontology annotation, cellular component: cytoplasmic exosome (RNase complex); nuclear exosome (RNase complex).